Actinia tenebrosa (Australian red waratah sea anemone) is the source of this 404-nucleotide messenger RNA. RefSeq lists its product as uncharacterized. The record is from RefSeq and is a predicted model, not a curated record. Lineage: Eukaryota; Metazoa; Cnidaria; Anthozoa; Actiniaria; Actiniidae.
GUCAGUGUUGUGGCUGCCAUUUUAUUCUGUUUUUCUGUGAGAGUUAACCUCAAAAGAUGGUGUUUUCUUUAAUCGCAAGAGGAGGAAAUUGGCUAAGGACGGCUUGGGUGACUCAACCUAUAUUAUUUGUAUCCUGUGCCAUGGGAUUUGCUGGACCAUUAAUAGUGUACUUCAGUCCAUUAACAGCUUCAGCAAUAGAAUCAAUGAAAACCAUACCAGAACAUUAUCCAUAUCCUCAACUACAAGAGACCAAUGGUGGAGCACUAAAUAAUGAUGAACCUGUCUACCCAGACUCACCUUGAUAUCUAUGUUCAUCAGCCGUCUGUUGUAUAUUCCAGUUACUGACUUUGAUGUAUUGGUGUUUUAUUAAGAAUUGAAAUAUUAAAUAUUGUAAUGUUUUAUGA